UGUAAAAGGAAACCAUGGAAUAUCAAAAGUGAAAGUAUGGAAAGAAAAACUGGUCAAAACAUCAUGUGAUUGUCAGGUGACUAAUACUGGUUUUAACAGGAACACAUUGGCUUUUGGUUACUUUCUGUGAACCAAACUUCGUGAAUGGCAAACAUGGAAAUCAUACAGACAUUAAUAUUAAUACUUCUGCUUCCUCCUCAGAUCACUAUGUGGACAGAGUACCAGACAGUUAAUAUCCUGGCCUACACAAGGAUGAUGGAAAAUGGCACCAUAGACCAGGCAGUGGUUGUUUUGGUGAAUGAAGCCACAUUUGCAUACUUUGACCAGGCAAAAAAUACAUUUGUCUUGCGUCCCAGUGCAAGCGCCGGGUUCUCAGUUUUAGAAGACCGCGAUCAGUCGUUCUGCAUGAAUGAGGUGUUAGCAGGAUUUUAUGCACAAACUGAUUACCUGGAGAAACUCAAACAAGAAACAAAUUCAUCGAAAGCACUUUUGGAACGUCCUUCCGUCAAUGUGUAUACUAAAUUUACUGAAGAACAAGGAAAAGUAAAUGUCCUUUACUGCUAUGCCACUGGGUUUAACCCUGGUGACAUUGAAAUAAACUUUUAUCUAAAUGGCCAAAAUUCCACUGUGAAAGCAGAGACCUCUGACUUAGUGUAUGGGGAAGACUGGACCUUCAAAGUGUACAAGUGUAUGAAUAUCACCCCACAAUAUGGGGACGUGUACACAUGUGAAGUGAGACACAGUAGUUUGGCUGAACCUAAAAUGACAGAGUGGAGGCCUGAAUUUUCAGCAUCCACAUCACAUCUCUACUGGGCUUACGCACUACUUCUUGGCAUCCUGUUGGGAAUCAUGGUAUCUGUCCUGAUUUUAAGAAGAGAACAGCAUUCUCAAUUAUAAUGGGGGAAAACGGAACUGCAGUACAUUGUGGCUUAUAGAUGAGAACAGUAGGCUAUCAUUUAUUUAGAUAGAAUCCAUUACAAUCUAUAAUUUAAUCUUUAUUCUGUAAAUCCAUGUUUGGCAAUUUUAUGC
This is a messenger RNA of Carassius carassius (crucian carp), 1029 nucleotides long. RefSeq names its product rano class II histocompatibility antigen, A beta chain-like. Gene Ontology annotation, biological process: peptide antigen assembly with MHC class II protein complex; antigen processing and presentation of exogenous peptide antigen via MHC class II; immunoglobulin production involved in immunoglobulin-mediated immune response. NCBI's taxonomy places the organism in Eukaryota, Metazoa, Chordata, Actinopteri, Cypriniformes, Cyprinidae. Bases 145 to 897 code for a protein of 250 amino acids. Gene Ontology annotation, molecular function: MHC class II protein complex binding. The transcript is spliced from 4 exons. The record is from RefSeq and is a predicted model, not a curated record. Gene Ontology annotation, cellular component: MHC class II protein complex.